AUGACUCUCUGGGACGGCGAGCUGCCUUUCUACCCCCAGUCCCGGCGAGCCGCGGGCUUCAGCGUCCCGCUGCUCAUCGUCAUUGUGGUGUUCUUGUCGCUGGCUGCCAGCUUCUUGCUCAUCUUGCCUGGGAUCCGUGGCCACUCGCGCUGGUUCUGGUUGGUGAGAGUUCUCCUCAGUCUGUUCAUAGGCACAGAAAUCGUGGCGGUGAACUUCAGCGCAGAAUGGUCAGUGGGUAGCGUGAACACCAACACCUCCUACAAGGCCUUCAGCGCAGCCCGUGUCGGAGCCUACGUAGGUCUGCACGUGGGCCUGGAGGGAGUUAAUAUUACACUCACAGGGACCCCAGUGCAGCAGCUGAACGAGACUAUCGACUACAACGAGCAGUUCACGUGGCGUCUGGGCGAGGACUACGCGGAGGAGUACAGGGAGGCGCUGGAGAGGGGGCUGCCGGAUCCAGUCCUCUACUUGGCGGAGAAGUUCACGCCGAGCAGCCCUUGCGGACUCUACCGCCAGUACCGCAUGGCGGGGCACUACGCUUCAGCCAUGCUGUGGGUGGCGUUCUGCCUCUGGCUCCUCUCCAACGUGCUGCUCUCCAUGCCGGUCCCGCUCUACGGGGGCCUGGCGCUCCUGGCCACCGGCGCCUUCGCGCUCUUCUCUGUGCUGGCCUUCGUCUCCAUCUCCAGCGCGCCGCUCUGCCCGCUCCACCUCGGCUCCUCCGCGCUCACCAGUCACUACGGCGCCGCCUUUUGGGUCACGCUGGCCACAGGCGUCCUGUGCCUCCUUCUGGGAGGGGCGGUGGUGGGUCUCCACUACGCUCGGCCCAGGGCCCUUCGCACCUUCUUGGACCGAAGCGACAAGAACUGCGGUAACCAAGCGAGAGGGGACUCGCCUCUCAACCUCAACCACCCACUAUACAAGCAGUUCGGGGUCUCGGAAUCAACGAUCAGCACUAAACUGUGA
Molecule: messenger RNA, 963 nt
Organism: Miniopterus natalensis
Lineage: Eukaryota; Metazoa; Chordata; Mammalia; Chiroptera; Miniopteridae
Gene: DUOXA2
Product: dual oxidase maturation factor 2
Biological process (GO): protein transport
Cellular component (GO): endoplasmic reticulum membrane
Source: RefSeq, a predicted model, not a curated record